Messenger RNA from Patiria miniata (bat star), 2707 nucleotides. Its product is annotated as histamine N-methyltransferase A-like. The coding region runs from base 475 to 1428 and encodes 317 amino acids. Lineage: Eukaryota; Metazoa; Echinodermata; Asteroidea; Valvatida; Asterinidae. The transcript is spliced from 4 exons. The record is from RefSeq and is a predicted model, not a curated record.
AAUGUCUAGUGUUCCCUGCAUUUUAUAAUAAACCCAGGUCAAGGACGCUCGUACUAUGGAUUGUAUAAUGCGUGCCGCGUCUCAGUGGAAGUGCAUUGACAGGGGUUGUAGCUGUACAUGUACAACGUGUACAUGUACAUGUACAUAAACUUGGUAGGCAUAUCGGUACCACACUGUCCUGCGCCCUUGAAAUUACCGCUGACCAUAAUAAGAAGGAGAGGUCAGUCGUUUCGUGCGUAGCCUUCACGGAGCAAUGAUAUUGCAACGGUAGGGCUGUAUAAUGUGAGUGACUCAACGCUGUUGUGAUAAAUAGACGGUAGAUGUUGUAGUGGUCAACACCUACAGCCGUCGGUAGUAGACAAGAGUUCCGGCUAAUUAACUUCCACGCGAGACAGAAGUCCAUCGAACGUGGGGCCUGCCAGCGCCAGCCAGCGGAGAGGAUCUAGGGGGACGAGUGUAUAGAACUGCACUAGUAUGAUGGCGGAAAUAACGAAGGACAAUUCGCAAUCCGCCUCUCUGGUUAGCUUGUGCAACGACUACGAGCACUAUCUCCGCUGCAUCGCGCAGUUUGACAAAGGCGUGUCCGGCUGGCUGGCCGACUACAAGAUAUGGGUGAAGGAUGACCUGGGCACGAGGAUUCUGGAGAAGCUGGAUGUCGCCGUGCCGGAGGGAGGUCAACUGCGGAUCCUGGGUGUAGGAAGUGGCGAAGGCGAAGUGGAAUGUAACUUGAUCUCGCGUGUCCUGACCACGUAUCGAUCCAUCCACAACACUGUUGUCGACCCCAGCGUGACCCAGCUUGACCUCUACAAUGCCCGCGUUAAGGACAUCCAGCAGCAGUCGGCGCUCCGUGGCGUGGAUUUCGACUGGCAUGCCGAGACCCUGGCCCAGUACAGGCUCUCCAGCGAGCAGUCUGGGGACCAGACCAAAUUCCACCUCAUCAGCGCUUUGUUCUGUCUCUACUACGAGCCAGAUAUGGAUUCAAUGCUGGAUUAUCUGUACAGCCGCUUGGAGCCUGGGGGCGUCCUACUCGUAGCAUUGGAGUCAGAAAAGUGUGACGUCAUCAAGAUCGAGGAGAGAUUUCGGUUCGCACAGGACGACCUGAACCCACUUUUCAGCAGUCGCGACCUCCGUGACUACUUCAGCGGGCACAGCAUUCCGCACGCCGUCUGCGGCCAACUCAACGAACACCACGACUUCGACAUCACGGCCGCCUUCGACGACUCGUCGGAAGAGGGCGCCCUGCUGCUGGACUUCCUCUCUAAUGUCCUGAACUUCCGAGAGAGCGUGUCUUCCUCCGUCCUUGAGGAGUUCAAGGCCUAUCUCAGGAGCCUGGCCACCGGCAGGGACGGCAAAGAGUUCCUGUACUACGACUCGGAGCACAUCAUCGCAUGGAAACCCAGAAUGGCAACUUCCCGGAAGGAGUUAUAGUUAAGUUUCCAUCAUCAUUGACCGUGAUACGCAUGCGUGAAACAUAUCACGUGAACGAAUACAUUAUGUGACCUGAUUCGGGAUACGUUCUUAUGGUUUCAAAUCCAUGGCAAUCAGUGUGGUUUCGCUGCAUGUUUCGGGUUUGAAUCUCUGAGGAAUUGUACAUUUUAUUUUUUCCCCUCCAAAAAUCAAUUUUCUUCCCUUAAUUGUGUUUAAUCGAGUCCUGAUUAUCGCUAAAAUGAAAUUCAGCCUAUUCUUCUCGUUCUUGGCUCUUCAUGAUGUUUUCAAACUUAGUAAAGUCCGAUAAUCAUUCUUUUAGCAACUGACGCAUGCGCAUUACGGACAUCGAUUAGGGUUUCGGUGGAGGGCGGUUUUUUUUUGGUCAUAGGUGAAGGGGUCAUGUGUCACGGUGAAUGUUCGUGUAAUCUCUACUCGAGUGGGAAGCUCGUAGCUACUAUAGGUUUGUCAGUGCACAUUUUUAAUCACAAAAUCGCCAUGUGACACUGUGCCUUGGUGAUGACAUGAAGAGUCUGAACAAGAUUUUAUCGGAACAAAUGUAUAUUUGUAAUUUGAAAUAGUCCGAGUUUAUUUUGAAUAUCUCUUUCGUGUCUGUUGUAUGUCUAUUUCGGUUGUAAAUUUUCAAAAACGUACACUUGUGUGAGUCUGUAUGAUGAAGUAGCUUUAAAAGCUACGAAAACUUACGCCAUAAAUUUAUUUUAGUUUAAUAGUCAAGUUCAAGUGCUAAUUAUAUUUGUAUCUGUAAGUACCAGACUGUAUACUUCUUCGUUAUCGGUGUGAAACUGCCCAACAGCUACCUCAUUGGAAACAACGGAGAGGUGACAGAUAUGUUAACCGAACACCUCGAAAUGAUCUUUGAAGCUGCGGAUCAUUGUCUAUGAAUUACGGAUUAUGGGAUUAUCGGAUUACGGGUUAUCACCUUUCAUUGAGCUGCGGUUACCGCCGUCAGCCGGCGCGUGGGCUGAACGUUUGUUACGAGCUAACUAACUAACUAAAUAACUCACUCACUAACUAAUAACUCACUCACUCCCCAACAGAGAGACACAACGAUUUGUUGAACUGAUGUCCGCAGAUUAAAAAACACACCUUUUGGAAGUUUCAUGGAGUAGGUAUGAUCCACUAUUGAAAUUUUCUACUUACGCAAGUUUUUGAAAUUACCUUUUACCUCUGUGGAACUCGUUUAUCUGAAUGAUUGAAAUAUUUAACUGUUUUUGAGGAAAUAAAAAUGUGAGACUUUUAAGAGUCCUUUUUGUUGAGCAUC